UGCGUUCUCUCUCCGUUCUCCAGCGCCCCUCCUUCUCCGCCUCGCAUGGCGUCGCGCCGGGCGUCCGAGGCGAGAUCCAGGUCUAAAGACAGCGCCGUUCUCUCCGCGCCUUCACUCACGCGCCAAGACGUCGCCGGACUUGGAGAAGUCGGACCACAGCACCCAAAACAGCGCCCCUAACUCCGCCGGAGACGUGGGCCGAGGUGGCGGCAUGGACGUGGUGGAUUCGGUGGUGGCAUGGUGGCGGCGGGAGAACAUGCUCAACAAGAGCCCCCUCCAAUAUGGCCAGCGCUAACGCUAACCCCGUUGUCGCCAAGGUCGUCCUCUCCUCGACCCCCUCAAGUCCGAGGAAAGCUCACUCCAGGCAAGCGCUCCCUGCUCCCCACUCUCCCUCAGGUCGUUGAUACAUCAUCUCAAAUGCAUCCUUGCAAGAUAUGGCCGAUCUGUGUGCCCAGUAUUACAUGGAGGCGUACUUGAACCAGCCCCAAGUGUUUUGUCCUUUAAUGGCAAUCUUAGGGUGUGUUGUCCUCGUUUUAUAAUCCAUAGUACUGGCGGCUGAAAUAACGGGCCGGUAGCAAAUUUGGAUGGAUUACACAUAUAUACGUUGAUUUUUUUCCAAGUCAAUGCUGUGUUGUUCGAGAAAAGAAGUCAGUAGUGUGCUGGCAUGUUGAUUUUUUUACCCCACUUAACCCGUCAAAAACACAAUGCUCUGAUCACGGGCUGUUCUUGGAAGAGCGAAAGAUUUCUUGGGAGAGAUGGCAAAGGCGAACGAUAAAUUGCAGCUCGAUGUAAAAAAUAAGCGUCCUGAAGAGUAUGAUAUAGAAGCGCUUACAGGAAAUGAGAAGGAAUAUAUUGAGAUGGAUUUGCUUCUUGGUGUAGCUGAUCUGCAUUCAGAGAAAGGUGUAGAGGUGGCUGAAGCAACAAUGAACGGUUUCCCACCUACAGGAAGGUCAUUCACUUGCAGCUCAUCUGACUCUGAAGAUGAUAGCGAUGAUAGUGACGAAGAUGAUGGUGAUGAACAAAACAUGUCUGCCAAAGAUGAAGAUGAAUCAGAGACUCAAACAUCAAAAAGGAAAGAAGCCCAAUAAACGACAGUAAGAUCAUUGUUCUCAACUAGAAUGCUAGCCAUUCUUGACAGGCAAGGACAUGAAUUAUUAACACACGGAGCCAACACCUGGUAUCUGGACAACUUGAAGAACAGACAUCCAGAUAUCAGAAUUGCCCGCCGUUUUUUUGCCCUAGAAUACUCUAGGAUUAUAUGCUAGCUCACAUUCUGAAUUACAUGAAAAAUAAGCUUCCUCACAUGCAUAUCAUUCUCGAUGAAGAAACUGUGAAAAACAAUGAGAUUUAGUACUUAUAUACUAUUACUAGAUACCUACUGUUUCCAGCUUACAGUAUUUACUACCUUCAGUUUUCUGUAACCAAAUAAAGAAAACUUAC
Oryza brachyantha (malo sina) is the source of this 1440-nucleotide messenger RNA. RefSeq names its product nucleosome assembly protein 1;4-like. The record is from RefSeq and is a predicted model, not a curated record. Gene Ontology annotation, molecular function: box C/D methylation guide snoRNP complex binding. The transcript has 4 exons. Lineage: Eukaryota; Viridiplantae; Streptophyta; Magnoliopsida; Poales; Poaceae. Gene Ontology annotation, biological process: box C/D snoRNP assembly. Bases 756 to 1088 code for a protein of 110 amino acids.